Cladocopium goreaui is the source of this 581-nucleotide messenger RNA. Lineage: Eukaryota; Dinophyceae; Suessiales; Symbiodiniaceae. The record is from the annotation of a GenBank genome assembly.
AAGGCUUAGCAGUCCUGAGGGCAACCGGCGGGUUGAAGAUGGCGAAGGACGGGUACGAGAAGCCGGCCUCCACUGGCCUUGCUGCCGGCCUGAACAAGGGUUUCAUUGUCACCAGAAGGCCGUUGAAGACCAAGCCUUCCUACCGCAAGGGCAAGAAGGGUGGCAAAGUGGGCCUGAUUCGUGAGGUGGUCCGUGAGGUCGUGGGCUUCGCGCCAUAUGAGAGGCGCAUGAUUGAGCUGCUGAAGAUUGGUUCAGCUGCCACCUUCAAGCGUGCCCUGAAGCUGGCCAAGAAGAGGCUUGGAACUCACCGCCGUGGCAAGAAGAAGCGAGAGGAGAUGACGGAGGCUGUGGCCGCCAUGCGCCGCAAGGGACAUUAGGAAGCUUCAAACAGAAGUGUGUGGGUCAAAGCUCAAUUUGGAUGAUGAGUUUGAUCACCAUGGCUGACCUUGAGUGUGCCAAACAUCCAGGGCAUGACAGUGCUAAAAAGCGUGGCUCUGGCCAACCGCCGCCCAAAGGAGCACUGAUGAUGCGGGCAUUUUGCCGUUGCGAUCCAAUAAGCCUUGACUGGAGCAGGAAAAAAA